AUGACUGCUAAACAUGGGAUUAUACAAGUAUGGAAGGAUAAUGUGCCGAGAGUGGGGAUAAAUCACAAUUCAAGGGUGUCUAGGGUGCAAAUUCUGGUGAUGAAAGGGUGGGUGGUGUUUUUUGUUGGGCUGGUGAUGGUGAAUGGAAGUGAGUUCCCGGAGAGAGAAUGCUGCGAUCCGAUAUAUCCACCGAACACUGCGACGACUGCGGCCGCGCCUGUUACUCAUCCAGUUAGCAGAGUUUCAGUGUCGGUUACAAAGCGGUGUGUCAUCGCCAAAUGGCGUGACAAAGUGUCUGGUGUAAUUAACGUUACGCCGCGCCGUAGUGAUAGUUUCGACACAAUCGUCCUUCACUUUUCAUAUGAAGUUAGAUCAAAAUUGAAAUUUGACCUGAAUUUUGGUAAA
Messenger RNA from Brenthis ino (lesser marbled fritillary), 405 nucleotides. The record is from the annotation of a GenBank genome assembly. NCBI's taxonomy places the organism in Eukaryota, Metazoa, Arthropoda, Insecta, Lepidoptera, Nymphalidae.